Phlebotomus papatasi is the source of this 994-nucleotide messenger RNA. It is a transcript of the gene mRpL15, whose product is annotated as 39S ribosomal protein L15, mitochondrial. Lineage: Eukaryota; Metazoa; Arthropoda; Insecta; Diptera; Psychodidae. Gene Ontology annotation, biological process: translation. The coding region runs from base 1 to 930 and encodes 309 amino acids. Gene Ontology annotation, cellular component: mitochondrial large ribosomal subunit. The transcript has 3 exons. Gene Ontology annotation, molecular function: structural constituent of ribosome. The record is from RefSeq and is a predicted model, not a curated record.
AUGAUUCCGCAAAACAAGAAGAAAAAACUAAUUUCAAAGUGCUUUUCACGGAAUUUUCCCAAGGAAUCCAAUCAGAAAAUGAAUACAGAUAAAGCCCUGAAGAUGUUGAGGGCCCUUCCAAGGGUUGUUCUCGGGAACAUCAGGGACAAUCCCAACUCAAAGAAAAAUACAAAAAGAGGCCGAGGGCAGCAUGGUGGAAAUAAACAUGGAGCUGGAAACAAGGGCUCUGGGCAGCGACAGAAUUAUAUGAGGUUAGGUUAUGAGACGGGGAAUCAGCCCUUUUACACCCGUUUCACCUAUGAGCCCUACUAUAAGGGUCACCAUCUGAGGCGUCAGUAUCCCCCGAUCUCCCUGUUGCAGCUGCAGAAGCUCAUUGACACGAAUCGCAUUGAUGUCAGUCAACCAAUUGAUCUGGCCAGCUUCUGCACGACGGGAUUGUUUGAUAUCCGGCCAUCUUCGAGGCACUUUGGGGUGCAACUAACUGACGAGGGAGCAGAUAUUUUCCAGGCAAAAGUCAACAUUGAAGUUCAGCAUGCUUCUGAGCUGGUGAUUGCGACAAUUGAGAAAAACGGAGGCACCAUUACAACAGCCUACUAUGAUCCUUUUUCACUGGUGGCACUUGUGAAUCCCAAAAAAUGGUUUGAGAAAGGUGUGCCGAUCCCUGAGAGGGCAAUACCUCCACAAGAUGCUGCAGAGUACUAUCUAGAGGCCAAGAAUCGUGGGUACAUUGCAGAUCCUGAGCAGAUUAGCCAGGAGAGAUUGGCCCUGGCCCAGAAAUACGGGUACGAGCUGCCAAAGAUUGAGGAGGAUCCAGAUGCUGAGAUGCUGCUCACAAGGAAGGAUCCACGGCAGGUGUUUUACGGCCUUCAUCCGGGAUGGGUGAUCAGCCUGAAGGAUCGGGCGAUAAUCAAGCAGAAAGCCAGCAAUUAGAUCAGGUAAAUUUGUUUAGAGUUCUUUUAUUAAAAAGAAAUUCAGCAGCAGUAGCGACAGCAAA